UUUCUUUGGUUAGGAAUAGUUUGAAAGAUAUCUUGAUGGUUAUGAGUACGUCCAACGAUUUCAUUAUUUCAAAACACAAUUCGCACAUUUAUCCAGCUUGCCAGUCGUGAACCAGCCAAGCAAAUCGCACGCACUGUUCCUCAUAUCAAUUCAUUAGAGCUACGUACAUCCACCACUUACCUGCUGAAAUUCAUCUAAUGUCUCUCGGUCCUUUGAAAAGAGGUCUCUUAUCCAGUAUCUACCAAAACCGCUUAAGCCAUCACUGAUAAAUUCCAGACCCAUUGACAAAGCACCUACAUACCACUAUUCUGCUGCCACUGAACGACUUGCCAAUGACAUAAUCAGCCCCGCCCAUAUCAUUCAGAGGGAAACCUCAUUAACCCUCAUGAAGGUGCUCGCUAAAUAUUUCUGUGCUGUAUCUCGUCAUUUCAGAGCAUCUCCUCCAAAAUGAUCCGACUCAUCCUAACCGUUCUUCUACUUUGUUUACAAACUGUUCUCUCCGGCUCUCUGUCAGUCAUCAAUCUAGAACCAUUUCGCCCUAUCGUUCCGGCUUCGACCACGAAAAUGGAUCCCAAAUUAGCUUAUCAGAAAGCCGUUCUGCCCGUGCCUAAACUUCAUUUUGUAAGACCCUCGAAGGCCGGAUCCGGAUUUUAUGACUCGCCUCAGGUUCAAUCUUUCCAAGGGUCUCCAUACUUUGGCGGCUUCUUCUCGAUUCAACCAGAUUCAAAGACUCCAACUCUAGAACAAGAUCCUUCGUAUCAGUUUAUUCCGAGACAGAGCCCUUCACAAGAUGACUUUGAACAAAGCGAACCCCAAGCACCAUCAGCUCAAGCAAGGUCUUCAGAAACCGAGGAUGGCGAUUAUCAGUACGAAAAUCUGGAGAUUGACGAAUACAGUCGUCCUGUUUUUAAGAUCUAUGACGCAGUUCCUGUCCAGUAAUGAUGUACUUAUUGCUCAGUACAAAUACAUUGCACAGUUGUUAAAACUA
Messenger RNA from Tigriopus californicus, 988 nucleotides. RefSeq lists its product as uncharacterized. The transcript is spliced from 2 exons. Lineage: Eukaryota; Metazoa; Arthropoda; Copepoda; Harpacticoida; Harpacticidae. The coding region runs from base 448 to 939 and encodes 163 amino acids. The record is from RefSeq and is a predicted model, not a curated record.